Wyeomyia smithii (pitcher-plant mosquito) is the source of this 952-nucleotide messenger RNA. RefSeq names its product small nuclear ribonucleoprotein-associated protein B (gene SmB). Gene Ontology annotation, molecular function: RNA binding. The transcript is spliced from 2 exons. Gene Ontology annotation, biological process: mRNA splicing, via spliceosome. Bases 181 to 798 code for a protein of 205 amino acids. The record is from RefSeq and is a predicted model, not a curated record. NCBI's taxonomy places the organism in Eukaryota, Metazoa, Arthropoda, Insecta, Diptera, Culicidae. Gene Ontology annotation, cellular component: U2 snRNP; U4 snRNP; cytoplasm.
CUCAUUUUUGUGACAAGCACUGAUGGAGUUUGGAUUUUUGGAAUUGCUUCUUAAAUACCGCCUCAGAUAUACAUACACUCGUUACUGCAAAUUGAGUAUUCAAACAAAGUUUUUACGGAUAUCUGCAGAAGUAGCAUAUAUUUUGGAUUUUAAGAAGCGUUGUUAGUGCUGACAGUCAAAAUGACGAUCGGCAAGAACAACAAAAUGAUCCAGCUCCUGAACUAUCGGGUGCGGAUUGUUUUGCAGGACUCACGUACCUUUAUAGGCACCUUUAAGGCAUUUGAUAAGCAUAUGAAUCUCAUUCUCGGGGACUGCGAAGAGUUCCGCAAAAUUAAACCGAAAAAUACUAAACUACCGGAAAGAGAGGAAAAGCGCGUCCUUGGUUUCGUGUUGCUACGAGGCGGUAAUAUCGUAUCGCUAACAGUUGAAGGUCCACCUCCACCAGAAGAAGGUCUUCCACGUGUUCCAAUUCCGGGUGGUGCCCCAGGACCUGGUAUGGGACGCGUUGCUGGAAGAGGAAUGCCAGCCAACAUAGCAGGUGUUCCUGCUGGACUUCAAGGACCAGUGCGCGGCGUAGGUGGACCCUCACAACAGCAUAUGGCACCGGUUGGGCGUGGUGGACAAGUUUCCGCUCCACCGCAGAUGAGGCCGAUGAUGCCAGGAGGACCACCACCCGGUAUGAUGCCAGGACCGGGUGGAAUGAAUCCCAUGGCCGGUAUGGCUCGUGGUGCACCACCACCAAUGCGGGGGCCUCCACCAGGUAUGAUGCGUGGUGGACCUCCACCCAGACCCUACUGAGUGUGAAGACAAGCUACCAAUUUCUAAUUUAAUAUUAAGAUCACAAUUGUCAUUUUCACGUAUUGUACUUCAAAUGCAAAUAAAGCUGCUGAGUUCAAAAGAGUGUUAUGUUUUGUAACUAAAUACAAAGUCUACGGCAAGGGCAAACUAAUAA